AGGAACACGUCAACUACCGCACACAUUUCAUCCGGAUCGUCGUGUCGGAUAGAUUAAAAAAGCAUGGUCGGAGUUCCGAAGAGCAAGGCGUGUCGGACGUGCCUACAGAGACGGGUGAAGUGCGACCUCACGCAACCAUCCUGCAACCAAUGCACAAGACGCAACCUCCAGUGUCCCGGCUACGAGAAACGCUGGAAAUUCCUCCACCAAACCACCGGCUCCAUCCAAAAGGACCAGCGAAACACCGGCGUCCAGUCCCAAACUGUCAAGGAUGCUCUUCUGGCCCGAGCGCGCCAGACAAGCAUCGACGAACGGGUGGAGCCGAAUCUAGCGGCCGCGGCCCUAGACCUGCAACAGAAGGAAGUCUUCUGCACGUUCCUGCUCACCAGUUUCCCCGCUCAGUUCGCCUCUUGCGGGAAGCGCGUCGAGGUUAACUGGAUCGACUAUGCAAGGCGCCCGCUCCUCACCGUGCCCCAGUCGCUGGUCUGGGCUUACCGCGCCCUGGCCACUGUUUUCAUUGGUCGCAAGUAUCGGGACAUGAACAAGGUCACCUGCAGUAGACACAUGUAUAGCCGGGCGCUGAAUUACCUGGCUGGGGUGGUUCGACAUCCCAAAUUUGCCGGUACGGAGGAGGCGCUUGCCUCUGGGAUUUUGUUGACUAUGUACGAGAUGGUAGACGGGAUCACGGGGGCGUCGUGGCUGACGCACACGCGCGGUCUGGCGACCAUGAUCCAGGUGCGGGGAACCGAGGUCCAUCGGGCAGGGUUUGGAUUGACAUUAUUGAAAUCCUGUCGCUCAUUCCUAGUCGCGGAUGCUUUGAUUCGCGGGGAGCACUGUUUUCUCGGCGAGCCGUUGUGGAGGGAUUUUCUGGGUGAGCUGGCGGAUAUCGAAAGUCGAGGUCCGAAGCGGAGCGAGCUGGGGUUGAUUGUUGAUCGGGCUUUCAUCGAGAUCUCCUCCUGUCCGGGCUGGCUGGUCGAAACACAUAGGCUUAUCGAUCAGCAUGGGCAUACCGAGGCAAAGGCCGAAUUGAUGUCGCACAUCGUCCGCGGUCGAGACCAGCUUCACCAUCUCCAGACACAGCUACAAUACGCGAUCGUCCAUCAACGCCAGGCUUCUAUUCUCGCUUGGCAGCAAUUUGUUGGCCCCAUCCCUUGGGACUUUGUGGAUCCGUUUGCGCAGUCUUCGCUAUAUGGUAUGCGAUUAGGUAUUUCGCUACUCAAUCAACUCAUUUCUCUGCUGAGUGCGGACCUCCAGCGACGGGCGUAUGGCCAGGCUUUGUGGUCUGAGGUUGAGACGUCCGGUCUGCAGUCACCUCAUCCAUGGAGUGGGUUGGAUGCAAAUGCUCAGGAGUGGCAGGUUCGGUUUGAUCCGGAGUAUCUGCGAGAUUCGUAUCAAAUUCAUCCGAGUGGGAAUGAGGACUGGAUGGAUCGGAUAGCGAUGUCGAUGGGGAUGUUGGGAAUUCGAGCAUGAAUGAGGAUAUAUGCGAGAUGGUGUUUUCUACAUUUACUUCUUUUUGGUUGAACAUUCAAUUGUUUAUCUUAUAUAUAUAGUCCAUAUAACUAACUAGUGCGUGACAAUACAUGAUGACAUAAUCCAAAC
This is a messenger RNA of Aspergillus alliaceus, 1599 nucleotides long. RefSeq names its product Zn(II)2Cys6 transcription factor domain-containing protein. Lineage: Eukaryota; Fungi; Ascomycota; Eurotiomycetes; Eurotiales; Aspergillaceae. The transcript is spliced from 2 exons. Gene Ontology annotation, biological process: regulation of DNA-templated transcription. Gene Ontology annotation, molecular function: DNA-binding transcription factor activity, RNA polymerase II-specific; zinc ion binding. The coding region runs from base 64 to 1470 and encodes 468 amino acids. The record is from RefSeq and is a predicted model, not a curated record.